Saprolegnia diclina VS20 is the source of this 348-nucleotide messenger RNA. RefSeq lists its product as hypothetical. The transcript has 2 exons. The coding region runs from base 1 to 348 and encodes 115 amino acids. NCBI's taxonomy places the organism in Eukaryota, Oomycota, Saprolegniomycetes, Saprolegniales, Saprolegniaceae. The record is from RefSeq and is a predicted model, not a curated record.
AUGGCUCCUUGGGACGAUGCCGCCGCGAGCUCAAGCGCGCCCGACGAAACGAGCGCUGGCGCGUGUCGAAGCCAGAGCUCGACGAUCGCCAUGUUGCCUUCGACAAUCGCGAGCAGCUGCGACGGAUGCAACUUGACCAACUUGACCGUGUCCGACUCGAGCUUUGAAGUGCUCAAGCAGCUGCAAGAAUGGAACGGCGACAAGACAAAAUACCGCGGCUACAGCAUGGACACAUCCGUGUACCCUGAUCCCGUCGCCUGCCGCGCCAUCCGCGGGUCGAUCAAGUUGCUCUGGAAGACCUCUGCCGGUGCCGAAAUUAUCAACGCCUGCGUGGUGCCAGGUACUUGA